CCAAAUCUGUGGCAAAAUGCGUUUGGUUUCUUUACUUCUCCUGUUGAUCUGCCAGGUCUACGGCUACUCCUACCUGAUGGUGCUCCAUACGGGCUCCAAAUCCCACCAUACGGUGGGUGUUGCUUUGGCCCGGGGUCUGAUUGCGGUUGGCCAUGAGGUUACACUGAUUUCGCCAUUCCCCCAGACGAAACCACUCCAAAAUCUGAUCGAUGUGAACACGCCGAAUAUAAUCAGCGUAAUGGCCAAUCACAAGGCUCGAAUACUAGAGAAUGCCAAAUUGCCUGUGCUCCAUCGGUAUCCUCGUAUCCAUGGCAUGGGUCUGGACCUAACCGAAGCCCUACUUGCGGCGCCCGCAGUGCAGCAGCUGCUGAAGGAGCAGCGCACCUUCGAUGGGGUUAUCGUUGAGGCCUUCAUGAACGACGCCCAUUAUGGCUUUGCCGAGCACUUUGGGGCACCGCUAAUAGUCCUGAGCACCCUGGGAGCCACCGGCUGGACAUCGGACCUGGUGGGCACGCCCUCGCCGCCCUCCUAUGUACCACAUAAUCUGCUGCAAUUCAGUGACCGCAUGGACUUCACGCAGAGAGCCCAGAACCUGGGCUUCCAGGUCUUUGAAUAUUUCUACCAGCGUUGGUUCAAUCUGCCACGACAGGAGGCCCUCUACAGGAAGUAUUUUGCGAACAAUACACAGGAUUUUUAUGAGAUGCGAAGGAGUACAUCGUUGGUUCUGUUGAACAAUCAUGUGUCCAUGAGUGCACCGCGUCCUUAUGCCCCGAACAUGAUUGAAGUGGGAGGCAUGCACAUCAAUCGGCAGGCCAGGCAGCCCCUGCCCAAGGACAUUGAGGAGUUCAUCGAGGGAGCCAGGCACGGAGUGAUCUUUUUUUCGUUGGGUUCCAAUCUCAACAGCCAAGAUCUGCCCCUGGAGAAGCGGCGAGCGAUUGUGGAGACCCUGCGUGGCCUCAAGCAGCGCAUCCUUUGGAAAUUCGAGGAUGAAAACUUUCCCGACAAGCCCGAGAAUGUGUUCAUCUCAAGCUGGUUCCCCCAGGAUGAUAUCCUGGCCCACGACAAGGUGAUUGCCUUCAUCACCCACGGCGGACUGCUCAGCACCACGGAAUCCAUCUACCACGGCAAACCGGUGGUGGGAAUACCCUUCUUUGGCGAUCAGUUCAUGAACAUGGCCAAUGCCGAGAUAGCUGGCUUUGGUAUCACCGUCAAGUACCACCAACUCGAGGCUCCGCUCCUCCGAUCAGCCGUCGAACGGAUCACCAGUGACGCCAGCUACGCGGAAAAGGCUCGCGAAAUGUCCAACCGCUUUCGAGAUCAGUUGGCGGCCCCCCUGGACCGGGCCGUCUAUUGGGUGGAGCAUGUUACCCGUCAGAAGGGCGCCAGGUACUUGAGAAGUGCCUGCCAGGAUCUGAGCCUCGUGGAAUAUCACAAUAUAGAUGUUUUGGCCACAUUCUUUGGGGGUUUGAGCUUGGUUAUCGUAUUGUUAUGGGUUCUGGUACGAUUUGUGUUGGUUAAACUUAGGGGGAGCUCGAAGAAAGAGAAAGCUAACUAGUCGGUAGGUUUUAGGUAGGAUUUAGGCACUCUCUUGGGCUGAUAACCAUUUGGUUUCAGACAGAGAUCUAGGGUACGGCUCAAUCUAGAAAAGAAGAUCGGAAGACGAAGGAUAGAGAUAGAUUGGAACCUAAAAUAGUUGGCCUUUGUAUACACCGUAGGUGUACGUCAGUGCUACAAAUAGAGACAUAUUUUAUAAGU
This is a messenger RNA of Drosophila persimilis, 1755 nucleotides long. RefSeq names its product UDP-glucuronosyltransferase 2B20 (gene Ugt302E1). The record is from RefSeq and is a predicted model, not a curated record. NCBI's taxonomy places the organism in Eukaryota, Metazoa, Arthropoda, Insecta, Diptera, Drosophilidae. Gene Ontology annotation, molecular function: UDP-glycosyltransferase activity. The transcript is spliced from 2 exons. Bases 17 to 1555 code for a protein of 512 amino acids.